AUGGCACCCGGGGGCCGGCCCGGGGGAGCCCUGCCGCUGCUGCUGCCGCUGCUGGUGCUGGUGCUGCCGGCGGCGGGCGGCGGGUGCGCGGCGGAGGGCGGCCCGCUGGAGCCCUUCGAUGCGCUGUACGCCAGCGGGGUGGAGGCGUACUACGGCGGGGACUUCGCGGGCGCCGCGCGGUGCCUGGAGCGGGCUCUGCGCAGCCGGCGGGAGCUGCGGGCGGCGCGGCUGCGGUGCCGGCGGCUGUGCCGAGGGCAGGUGCGGCUGGCGGCGCCGGGCCCGGGCGCCGGCGGGGACCUGGCGUUCUUCGGCUCGGUGCUGCGGCGCGCAGACUGCGUGCGGCGCUGCGAGGAGCCGAGCCUGGGGGCGGCGUCCCGCCACCGCGCCGCCGAGGAGGUGCGCGCCGACUUCCAGCGCAGGGUGCCCUACAGCUACCUGCAGCGCGCCUACAUCCAGCUGAACAAGCUAGAAGAGGCAGCAAAUGCAGCUCACACCUUCUUCAUGGCAAACCCUGAGCACAUGGAAAUACAGCAGGACCUCGAGAACUACAAGACCACGUCAGGGAAGGUCAGCUUGACUGACCAGGAGGCCAGACAGCACAUGGAGGACUACAGUGCUGGAGUGAGGCACUAUGACAAGGAGGAGUACGAGCUGGCCAUUGAAUUCUUGGAGCGUGCCUUGAAAGGUUACUACUCUGAGGAUGAGGAUUGCCAGCUCAUGUGUGAGGGGCCACAGAGAUUUGAGGAGCAUGAGUACCUGGAUUACAAGGCUGGUCUCUAUGAGGCUAUUGCAGAUCACUACAUGCAGGUGCUGGCCUGCAAACACGACUGUGUCCGAGAGCUCGCCACGCGCUCCGGCCGGAUCUCGCCCAUCGAAAACUUCCUGCCCCUCCAUUACGACUACUUGCAGUUUGCCUAUUACAGAGUUGGUGACUACGUAAAAGCCCUGGAGUGUGCCAAGUCCUACCUGCUCUUCCACCCGGACGAUGAGGAUGUUCUGGAGAAUGCAGGUUAUUACGAGGGUCUCUUGGAAGGUACAGUGGAUCCAGCCACCAUCAAACCCAGAAAGGAAGCCAGAACGCUGCUGAGGCGCCACAAGCUGGAGUCUCACCUCUUGCAGGUGGCUGCGGCCGGGCUGGGAUACGCCUACACGGAGCCGAACUACUGGAACAGGUACGGCGCCCGCCAGGACGAGCACAGUGUCCCGUCAAGUAUCAGCAGUGAACCAGAGGAUGGGCCCCGGCUGUCCCUGACAAAGAAACCCAUGCCAAAGCCAGAUCGAGAGCUGAAGGAAGGAGGCCCUCUUCUCUACAGUGAUGUGAAGUUUGUCUACAACUCUCAGCAGCUGAAUGGCACCCAGCGAGUGCUGCUGGACAACGUCAUCUCAGAGGAGCAGUGCCGGGAGCUGCACAGGGUGGCCAGUGGGAUCAUGUUGGCUGGAGAUGGUUACAGGGGCAAAACCUCCCCCCACACCCCGAACGAGAGAUUUGAAGGAGCCACUGUCCUCAAAGCCCUCAAGUAUGGCUACGAGGGCCGUGUCCCCCUGAAGAGUGCCCGGCUGUUCUAUGACAUCAGUGAGAAGGCUCGCAGGAUUGUCGAGUCCUACUUCCUGCUCAACUCCACGCUCUACUUCUCCUACACACACCUGGUGUGCCGCACCGCCCUCUCCGGCCAGCAGGAGCGAAGGAAUGAUCUGAGCCAUCCCAUCCAUGCUGACAACUGCCUCUUGGACCCCGAGGCCAAUGAGUGCUGGAAGGAGCCUCCUGCCUACACCUUUCGGGAUUACAGUGCCCUCCUGUACAUGAAUGCAGAUUUUGAAGGUGGCGAGUUCAUUUUCACCGAGAUGGAUGCCAAAACUGUGACAGCCUCCAUCAAGCCCAAGUGUGGGAGGAUGAUCAGCUUCUCAUCGGGUGGCGAGAACCCCCACGGAGUGAAGGCAGUCACCAAAGGGCAGCGCUGUGCUGUGGCUCUCUGGUUCACCUUGGACCCUCUGUACAGAGAGCUGGAACGAAUCCAGGCUGAUGAAGUGAUUGCAAUGUUGGACCAGGAGCAUCUAGGACCCAAUGAAAUGAACAUCAACCCAAAGGAUGAGCUAUGA
Cinclus cinclus is the source of this 2097-nucleotide messenger RNA. It is a transcript of the gene P3H2, whose product is annotated as prolyl 3-hydroxylase 2. Gene Ontology annotation, cellular component: endoplasmic reticulum. Gene Ontology annotation, molecular function: protein binding; procollagen-proline 3-dioxygenase activity; L-ascorbic acid binding. Gene Ontology annotation, biological process: collagen metabolic process. The record is from RefSeq and is a predicted model, not a curated record. The transcript has 15 exons. The coding region runs from base 1 to 2097 and encodes 698 amino acids. Lineage: Eukaryota; Metazoa; Chordata; Aves; Passeriformes; Cinclidae.